CUCUGGACGCACCACUCUAUUGAAGUUGUUGGCGAAAUAUCGGGAUGGGUAUACAGAGGUAUCUGGAGAUGUUCGAUUUGGUAGCAUGGAUCACAUGGAAGCCCGGAAACAUCGGGGGCAGAUCAUCAUGAAUACCGAGGAUGAACUGUUCUUUCCCACUCUGACAGUCGACAAACGAUUGAUUUUGCUACCCGGAUGAAGGUGGAGUUUCCGGUUUUACUCCGAUAAUUUGCAGAUAUACCACGUCAGGAGAAGUUCAAUUAUGCCAAUACAAUCAUCGGGUUACUUCAAAUGCAGGAUAUAGAGCAUAGCCUUAUUGGUGAAGUUGGGGCAGGCUUGUUUAUCGAGCACCAAAAGCGGUUAACCAUUGGUGUUGAGUUGGUGUCCAAGCCAAAGACCCUCAUUUUCCUGGACGACCCUACAUCGGGUCUCGGCGGACAAGCUUUUCAACACAGUCAGGUUCCUGCGAAAGCUAUCAGACGCCGGACAGGCCAUUCUUAUGACUAUCCAUCAACCCUCAGCUUCAUUAUUUGCCCAAUUUGA
This is a messenger RNA of Mollisia scopiformis, 543 nucleotides long. RefSeq lists its product as uncharacterized. NCBI's taxonomy places the organism in Eukaryota, Fungi, Ascomycota, Leotiomycetes, Helotiales, Mollisiaceae. Bases 292 to 543 code for a protein of 83 amino acids. The record is from RefSeq and is a predicted model, not a curated record. The transcript has 3 exons.